This is a messenger RNA of Gorilla gorilla gorilla (western lowland gorilla), 1073 nucleotides long. It is a transcript of the gene C21H20orf173, whose product is annotated as chromosome 21 C20orf173 homolog. The transcript has 6 exons. Gene Ontology annotation, cellular component: membrane. Bases 165 to 773 code for a protein of 202 amino acids. Lineage: Eukaryota; Metazoa; Chordata; Mammalia; Primates; Hominidae. Gene Ontology annotation, molecular function: beta-galactoside (CMP) alpha-2,3-sialyltransferase activity. The record is from RefSeq and is a predicted model, not a curated record. Gene Ontology annotation, biological process: sialylation.
CCCCACUGAGGUAUUCCUUCCCCUCUCAGGACUAGCCACAUGCUGUCUCUCUGCCCUGGCCUCUUCCACCCCAUGCCCAGUCAGAGACCGUUUUGAGGGUGAGCAAAUGGACAGUAGACAAGCCAGUCUACAGCCCACCACGGGAGCCACCGCCUGGGCCAGACAUGAAGCGCUGGCAGAUUUUUGUCCUGUGGGUCUUUUGGGUGCUCAUCCUCUGGCUGAUGACCCCCUAUCUGGAUCUGACACCUGAAUCAGCACCCCAGGAAAAACGAAUGUACUUGGUACCACGGCGUUGCGACUGCCCUUGGUUCAGUUCCGGGAAGUGUGGCUGCCCUUCUGAGACCCUCAACUACUCCUCCUGCCACCACACAGCCGACGAAUGGAACUGGCUUGAUGCGUGCUCCAGGAAGACUAUGGGGUACCUGAUGAGGACAAGAGAGUCUAUGACCUCUGACACUGUGCUCUGGUGGUUGGGCAUGAACUCAGGGAGCGAGCUUGGGAAAUUGUGGAGGAAGCUGUUUAAAGGGAUUCCCAGGCUCUCAGUGAGCCAUUUUGAUUUCUAUUGUGGGACUUGUGUGCUGUUGGGGCGCCCACAGAUCCUGCAGGGCUCCAGCCUUGGCAACGACAUCGACCAAUACCCCGUGGUUUUCAGGAAUGCCAGCGACCAGGGCUCCUGGAUGCAGCUGGAGAUGCUACUGCGGAAGCUCUCUGACCUGGUGUGGACUUCAGAUGCUCUAAGUGAUGAGAUUUUGGAAGAUGGUCUGGUUCCCUAGUGGAGUAGAAGAUAGCAAAGACACGGUCACCCUCUUUGGAUUUGGAUCAGAAUAGCAAGGAAAGUGUUUCUAUCACUGGAAGGAGGAUAAUCAGACCAAGGGCUCCAAGGAAAUACUGCCCACGUCUAGUGCAGGAGCAGAAAUCGAAGUCAUCCAUCAGCUAGCGUGUGGACAAGCUCACUAUUCACACAAGCUCAGCCUAGCUGAGUCCAUACAAAUCCUAUUUCUGGGUGGGUAAAGGGCAGGAGGAAAUUGUAAGAUCAGUCUGGUACUGAAUAAAAUCCUGGCCUGAUUGUCUUA